AUGGGCAACGGCCCCGCGAAGCUAUGCCUCUUUCCCAUCAUGCUCAUCGCCAUCAUCGUCUUCAGCGUCGCGUUUCGGGAGCUUGCACUAAAACAGCGGCGCCCUGACCUGCCUGCCCCGACGAAGUCCAGCCAGCAAGCGCCGAACACGACGAGGACGGCGUCGACCGGUGCGCCCGUGACGACACCAUCUACAAACACAACUCGUGCGACUACAUCUACGGGCACUACUUCUACAAGCACUACACAUCCACCGGUCGAUGCUGACGGUUACUGUAGGACCGAUGGGUGCAAGACAGCCGAGACUUUUCUGUCGAUGAUCCUCCCGACCGCCGACCCGUGCCAGGAUUUCUACAAAUUUGCCUGUGGCAAGUUCCUU
This is a messenger RNA of Mesorhabditis spiculigera, 378 nucleotides long. The record is from the annotation of a GenBank genome assembly. NCBI's taxonomy places the organism in Eukaryota, Metazoa, Nematoda, Chromadorea, Rhabditida, Rhabditidae.